CCCAGCCGUUGGUGAAGGAGAACUGGAUCAUCUCCCAUUAAGUGGUAGAGAACAAAAAUGUCGGCAGUGACGAUGAAAAAUCAAUAGGUGGAUCGUGUGUGUUUGUUGUUGCGCGAUGGGCGGAGCAGAGCACUGCGGGGAUAGAGAUUGAAGUUCUUGGGGUUGGGAUUUGGCAGCGGCUGAGACGUGGUGAUACUAGGGGUGGCAGCUUCUUCUUCUUCUUCCUCACUCCCAAUAUGCCUUCCCCCACUCCCUUUCUCUCCUUCAUCCUCCUCUUAUUCUUCUUCUCGCCCCCAUCAAUCAAUGUGGUUGUCGGCGGCGGGAAUUCCGGCGAAUCGAACCCGUUCACGGCCAAGGCGUAUGCGAUCCGGUACUGGAAGACCCAGAUCUCCAAUGGGUUGGCCAAGCCAUGGUUCCUUCUCAACAAGGCGUCCCCCAUGAGCGCCGCUCAAUAUGCCAGGUUCUCUAAGCUCGCGGCCGACCCGGAGGCGCUCGCCGCCCAGCUCGCCGGGUUCUGCUCCUCCGGGAAUCUCCUCUGUUUCCCGGAUUUGAGCCCGAGCUUGGAGAAGCACAACGCCGACGUGAGCUUCGCCAAAUAUGGUGCCAAGAACUUCACCAAUUACGGGUCGGGUCGGGCCGGAGGCUUUGACUCGUUCAAGAAUUACUCCGAGAGCGAGAACAUGCCGGUCAAUUCCUUCCGCCGGUACAGCCGGAACGCCGCCGGGCACAGCGAAGGGUUUUCCAGGUACGCCACCGGCGGGAACGUGAUCGAGCAGAGGUUCAACACCUACGGAGCCAGCGCCACCGGGGGUGAUGGGGGUUUCUCCACCUACGCGCAGGAAGUCAACGACCCCAACGAGCAAUUCACCUCCUACUCCGACAACGCCAAUGGCCGGAAGCAGGAUUUCCUUUCGUACGCCGACAACGCCAACGCCGGCGACCAAGGAUUCCAGAACUACGCCAAAAACAGCAACGGCGCCGAGAAUUCAUUCGGUAGCUACGGCACCGACGCGAAUGUGGUCGGUUCCACUUUCUCCAACUACGGCCAGGCCGCUAAUGUCGACAACGAAACCUUCACCAAUUACGGAUUUAACGGAAACAAUCCCCAGAACAACUUCAAGACUUACGGCGCCGGCAGUAACGCCGGCGUAGAUUCAUUUCAGAACUACAGAGAUCAAGCCAAUGUCGGGGGCGAUUCUUUCCAAUCCUACAGAAAGGGUUCCAGUUCUGCCGAGUCUGAAUUCGUUAAUUACGGCAAAUCGUUCAACGUAGGUACGGAUAAGUUUUCCGGCUACGGAGCCCGGAAAACAGGAUUCGCCGUUUACGGCGUGAACAACACUUUCAAGGAGUACGAGAGGAAGGAGGCGGUUGGGUUUUCCAGUUACACGAACGCGAGCUCCCAGUCCACGGCGGCGCUCGCGGCGGCGGAGGGGAGUGGCAAAAAGGUAAUUAACCACUGGGUGGAGCCCGGAAAGUUCUUCCGCGAGGAGAUGUUGAAGAACGGGACGGUAAUGCCUAUGCCAGACAUUCGGGAUAAGAUGCCCCAAAGGUCGUUUUUGCCCCGCGUCAUCGCGGCAAAGCUCCCGUUCUCCGCCGCCAAGAUCGGGGACCUCAAGCGGCUGUUCCACGCCGCCGACGGCUCCGCCAUGGAGAAGAUCAUCGCGGACACGCUGGCGGAGUGCGAGCGGGCGCCGAGCCGCGGCGAGACGAAGCGGUGCGUGACCUCGGUAGAGGACAUGAUCGACUUUUCGACGAGCGUGCUGGGGCGAAACGUCGUCGUACGCACGACGGAGAACACGGAGGGAUCGAAGAGGGACAUAAUGGUAAAUUCGGUGAGAGGAAUCAACGGUGGAAAAGUCACCAGAUCCGUCUCCUGCCACCAAAGCCUGUACCCGUCCUUAGUGUAUUACUGCCACUCCGUCCCCAAAGUCCGGGUCUACGAAGCGGAUAUUUUGGACCCGAAUACCCGGUCCAAGAUCAACCACGCUGUCGCCAUCUGUCACAUUGACACGUCAUCUUGGAGCCCCACCCACGGAGCCUUUCUCUCCCUCGGGUCGGGUCCCGGCAAAAUCGAGGUUUGCCACUGGAUCUUUGAGAACGAUAUGACUUGGGCCGUUGCGGACUAAAACCCAGCCCACCUUUUCGCGUUUCAUUCGGGUCGACCCUUGCGCGAUUCAAAGCAAGAAAAAAGAAGGAUUGACCGCGGGUUCGACCCGGUUUGUCUCAUAAGCUCCCCGAGUUUACGUCUUCCAUGUCACAUUUGUUAUGUUGAGUAAUUAUUAUUUUAUGUUUUAUUAUGGUUUUAAUAUAUGGUUCUGCCACAAGAUAUUAAAGAUGAUUUCCUCUUCACAUAAUACAUUUCACUAUAUCCCCAAUUUGGGUUGGUCACUUGGGAUUUGGGAUGAGUCCUAAGUUUAUUGUAAAAAUAGUGUGAUUGAGAUUUUAAGAAUAAAAAUAUGAAAUGAUUCUACAUACGGAGUAUAUACUUUGUAUAUUCUAUUUCUUUUAAACACGAAACUUAAUUUUGGACCUG
Molecule: messenger RNA, 2533 nt
Organism: Cuscuta campestris
Lineage: Eukaryota; Viridiplantae; Streptophyta; Magnoliopsida; Solanales; Convolvulaceae
Source: the annotation of a GenBank genome assembly